UCAGAGCUGGAGAAAUAUCUCCAGCUAGAAGAGGACGACGAGGACGACGAUGGUUUUGAGCCCCUCGUCUGGUGGGCAGCGCGUAAGGCCGAGUUUGCAGCCCUCUCACAGAUGGCCUUCAACGUCCUAUCUAUCCCUGCGAUGUCGUCCGAAUGCGAGAGAGUCUUCAGCCAAGGGAAGCUUACGAUGUCCUCGCAGAGGAGAAUGAAGAGCAGCACUCUCGAGCUCCUU
Messenger RNA from Cryphonectria parasitica EP155, 231 nucleotides. RefSeq names its product HAT dimerization. The annotation marks the transcript as partial. Gene Ontology annotation, molecular function: protein dimerization activity. Gene Ontology annotation, biological process: regulation of transcription by RNA polymerase II. Gene Ontology annotation, cellular component: nucleus. Lineage: Eukaryota; Fungi; Ascomycota; Sordariomycetes; Diaporthales; Cryphonectriaceae. The record is from RefSeq and is a predicted model, not a curated record. The transcript has a single exon.